Messenger RNA from Vanessa tameamea, 4875 nucleotides. RefSeq names its product sterol regulatory element-binding protein cleavage-activating protein (gene SCAP). Gene Ontology annotation, cellular component: SREBP-SCAP complex; endoplasmic reticulum membrane; Golgi membrane. The record is from RefSeq and is a predicted model, not a curated record. The coding region runs from base 266 to 4384 and encodes 1372 amino acids. Gene Ontology annotation, molecular function: sterol binding; protein binding. Gene Ontology annotation, biological process: SREBP signaling pathway; regulation of cholesterol biosynthetic process. The transcript has 22 exons. Lineage: Eukaryota; Metazoa; Arthropoda; Insecta; Lepidoptera; Nymphalidae.
UGUCAAAAUUGCGUGGUCGGUGAUGACUGAUGUAAUAGUGCACACUGCAAAGUAGAUGUAGCGGUAUGUCCAUGCAUGAUGCACAAUAUUCAAGUAAUCUUUCAUAUUACGAGUGGACAUGCAAUCAUCCGUGAUAUCGGCUACUUUUUUAUCCUAAUUGUGUUUAAACGUUGCCUGCACUUUAUUUGUGACGUAAAUAAGUGUGCAAUGGGCUCGUGAAUGUUCGAAUUGAACCACGCAAUUUCUAAGAAUAUUUAUAUAAACAAUGGCUGGAACCACUUUACCCGAAAGGGUUGCACAGAUAUAUUAUACGUAUGGUCUCUUCUGUUCAUCAUACCCCUUUGUGGCAAUAACGUUUGCACUCUCUGUUAUCCUAGUAUGUUGCUAUCCACUAUUAAAUGUCCCUCUACCAGGAAAUAUACCAACUGUUGUAAAUCUGAAUCUAAAUGAACAUCAUGUAGCAACUGACUGCAGUGCCAAGAACUGUCCCACAGGUUCAUCAUUCCAAUUAGAGUUAUUACAUAAUGAAACACAGAAACUUCCCUAUGUUUGGGUAAAAGACAAACCACUGCUAUACAUUCAUCAAAUCAUAAUGAGAAUAGGAGUGUCACCUUGGAACAAUAAUCUGAAAAUGUGGGAUGCAUUCCGAGCACCUCUGCAAGAAGUAUUUCGAUUACUGGAAACUGUUCGCAAUCAUGAAGAUCCUGAAACAAAGGAAACACUAUUGCAGCACUGUUACCAAAUCGAAGGUAUUAAGCGACGGGACAGCAAAGCGAGCAUCGAACGCGUCCUACCGGAGUAUAGCUGUCUCCUUCUAUCUCCAGCAAAUCUAUGGCAACAAAGUCUACAAUCUUUCUCUCUGGACGCUAACAUUGUUAAUACAAUUUACGCAUAUCAGAAUCUUCAAAAAGGCAAAGCAUCCAUAGCGGAAAUGGCGUUCGGCAUGCACCUGCGUGACGCGGGCAUCAAGCGGUAUCCGCUGCGUGUCCGGCCGCGAGUGUUACAAUAUGCCGUCACAAUAUUCUACCAGCACGUCGACCAACGAUAUAUCGAUUCACUGUCUAAAAAGCUGAAGGAAAUGUAUCCACUAUACCAGGACACGCCCCAAUCCCACCCCGAAGAGAUGACUCUCGUGUACUACCCGGGACAGUUUAAUUACCACGAACUGGUACCUCUGAUGAUUACCUUCGUGGGUAUUUUUCUAUACGUAUACUUCUCGGUGCGAAAAAUUGAAUUUAUAAAAUCAAAGUUUGGUCUCGCCGCCUGUGCUGUGCUCACGAUUGCUGGAAGUCUAUCAAUGUCGAUGGGAAUAUGUUUCUAUUUCGGAUUUUCACUGAGCUUACAAGGAAAAGAAAUAUUCCCUUAUUUAGUGAUAAUUGUCGGUCUAGAAAACGUGCUAGUGCUCACGAAAAGCGUAACAUCGACGGAUUCCAGGCUCGACGUUAAGAUACGACUCGCUCAAGGCUUAAGCAAAGAAGGGUGGUCGAUCACAAAAAAUCUUUUAACAGAGAUAACAAUUUUGACAGUCAGUUUCUUUACAUUUGUGCCGUUUAUUCAGGAGUUUUCAAUAUUCAUGAUCGUCAGUCUCAUUUCGGACUAUUUCAUACAAAUGGUAUUCUUUGCAACGAUACUCGGUAUCGACGUGAGGCGGAUGGAAUUUUAUCCCGAACAAAAUUCCAAGUUACAUUUAAAAGAGUACUUCAGCGCGAAUAACGCUCUGAAUUGGCGAUUCAAUAAGAUCUACUCGGAGGAAAAUCAUUUUUCGCCGCAAAGAAUGACCAAGUCAAAAUCCCACCCUAGACUUAAUGGCUUAGCACAAAACAGUCCAACAGAUGUGGUGGCUAAAAGGAACUCAAGUUCGAGCGUUCAAGAUAACAGAGUACCAAAAAGGAUAAGACUCGUCAACAUGUGGGCAAGGACGAGAUUUUUCCAGCGAGCGUUCAUGGUUUGGAUGCUGGUGUGGAUAUCGAUGAUAGUGUACAAUUCUGGAAUCGUCGACUACUUUAUAACUACUGUGGAGAAACCGAACGGCAGUGCAGAGUAUCAGAAACAGUUGAACGAGAGGAACGAAACGAACAAGGAAAUGUAUAUGAUGUAUAAUGGCAGUGGCCGGCACCCCUUGGUCUUUUCACCUUUGCUAGAGUCUACUGAGUCAGAUAAAGGAGCAACGGACGCGAAUGACACGAUUUUAUUGAAGCAUUCGUCUCAUUACUGGGCUUUGUCCAGAUUGUCACCGUACCAUUGGUCCGCGAUUCUGUCGCAGUACAAUGAGUCAGUGGCGGGCAGGUACGUGGUGGUCUUACCGCCGGUUCUGGUAAGUCAUCGCGUCGGACCAGAGCUAGCAGCGGGGUUGCGUCACCCGGACGAGCGAGACCCGCCGCCUCUCCGCUGGCAGGCAUUAGCAGCUGCUCUCGAUCCCAUUGAAAUAUUACCUGAAUUUGACGUUAUCGACGGCAAAAGCCCGGGCCACCAAUGGGGAAAAGGGAAUGAUCUGCCGAUAUACCCGACAACUCCCAUGGAAAUUCUUCUAGUAGCAAUCCUUUGUAUAAUAAGUGUUACUGUUAUUGCAUACAUGAUGGUAGGGCUUUACAGAUGCAUCUGUUCGAGGCACUAUGCAGAAUGGCGUGCUUCAUGGAGCGAAGAUGACGAAUAUAAGAAGAUCAUCGCCAAGCAACCCGCUGUUCAAUUGGUAAUGGAAGCUGUACCGCUAGUAGUCGCCGGCCACAGUCAAGAAGUAGAAUGUGUUGUGACUGACGGCGAAAAAGUAGUCAGCUCGUGUCUACAAGGCAACAUCAAAGUGUGGGAUUCGUUAAACGGUGAAUUAAUAUCGAAUAUAGAUCGUUACUCUUACUUCAAAUUUCAAACGGAACUUUUUGAAAAAGUUCACUCGAAACAAAACAGCACCGAUGAUCGAGAAAUUACAAUAGAAUCGUGUCAGUCUUCUGAUGCAGCGAUUCUACAAACAAAUGAAAAUGUUCCUCGACUUAGACGGGGCUUAAGCAGUCACCUGAGCGGUUUGACAUUCCGAGCUAAUCAAGCUGACAACUCCUACCCGUCUGCAGCCGAGAACACAAAAUACGAGUUUGCCAAAGCCUACAGAGACCUCUAUUACACUGAACAGAGUGACAUUUAUGAACUAAACGAGAAAACAAAUUCCGAAGUAAAUAAUUCAUGUAUAAACAAACAAGACUUAAAUGCAGCUUUUAAAGACAGUGAUCUUAGUGAUGAAAGUGUUUUUAUUUUCGAUAGAAGUGAUGAUUCUAUCAAUAGUUUAAGGAAUAGAGGCGGUAGUAAAAUUAAUGCUAGGACUUGUAGUGAUGCCGAAAACGCGCCAAAUACAAGUUGGAGGGGUAGGGCGAUGCGGGAGUCGCCCGUGUGGUGUAUGGACUUUUGCAACGACCUCGUUAUCUUGGGGUGUGCUGAUGGGAGGUUGGAGUUCUGGGAAGCUAGUACUAGUAAAUUAUUGAAUGUGUGGUGGUUUAACGAGUGGCGCUCGGGGGGGAAAGGGGUGACACACGUACGCGCCCUGUCGGGAGCGAGACGCGUGUGUGCGGCCUCACUCUCGGGCCACCUCACACUAUUGCGUCUCGACGCAUAUAACGCACAGUCCGGCGCACACGUUGACUGGCGAUUCAGCACAGCACAUAGGAGAACACACCAGCGGUUGGAUGACGAGCAUAAAGAUCGCAUGAACUUCUCUUACGACGCAGACCACGCUGAAAAUGAUGAAAUUGUGUGCGUCCGAAUCGCACAAUCUAGACCACACCAGCAACCAAUCACAGAGCUGCAUUCCGAGGGCGGUCGUAUCCUCACCGGUGGUCAGGACCAUGUACUCAAGGUAUUUUCAAGUUCUGAGUUGACUCCGCUAUUGACACUGCACGGUCAUUGCGGACCUAUAACCAGCUGCUUCAUCGACCAUGCCACGCCCACCAUCGCGGGCAGUGGCUCGCAGGACGGACUGCUUUGCGUAUGGGAUUUACACACGGGGGCGUGCGUGUAUAGCAUGCAAGCGCACGACGGCGCUGUGACGUCACUUGCGUACACUGCAUCAUACGUCGUCUCUGCGGGAGCGGACGAGCGCCUCUGUAUCUGGGACCGAUUCCAAGGACAUAUGCUUAACUCAAUACACAUCGGUCUAAACUAUAUGAGUCGCAUGCUGCCUUUAACCCAUACUUUGCUAGUGAUGGGCGACCGCAGCGGCCUCACCGCUUACGACCUGAGCAGUGGUGACGUCAUAAGAAGAGUGUUAUUCGGUCAGAGUGACGGGUGUAUCUUUGUACGGCAGAUAUUGCCGCUUAAGGACGCGAUAGUGUGUGACUACGCAAACCAGCUGCGAAUCGUCCAGUUCCCGCUCGUGUCAAAACUAGACAUGAAAAAUGAAUAACCCUAGGCUAUCGACAUCGGUCGAUUUCGCUUGUAUUCCUCUUAGGAAAAUCGCAACAGUAAACUUACUAAGUGUCUUAAAUAUAUAUCGACAUAUAAUUAUUAUAUAUGUAACUUACACCGAGUGUAAAGUGAAGAGUUAAAACAGUAGUUAUAUUUCUUAGUAAGAUGAUUUUUAUAUGUAUACUACUUGUGUAGUAGUCGUUUUAUGGACAUUCGACUUUAGUCAAAUAAGACAAGGUGAAGUUUUUUAUCUAAAGUUCCAUGUAUAUACUUGAAUGUUCACUACGUGUUAUAAACUGUGACUUUCUAUAGGCUUGGGUGACACAAACGCCGUACAAAUAUUAUAACUUUGCCCUUCGGAUAUCAGACUUAAAGAUCAGUGUUAAAAUUUUAAACUCUAUAGAAUAACUUUAUCAAAUCAGCGAUAAUUUGUAAGUUAAAACAGAUAUUUAUAGAAAUUCAAACUGUAAAAAUCUUCCAAUCUAAAAU